This is a messenger RNA of Gymnodraco acuticeps, 1423 nucleotides long. Its product is annotated as myeloid differentiation primary response protein MyD88-like. Gene Ontology annotation, biological process: signal transduction. Gene Ontology annotation, molecular function: protein binding. The transcript has a single exon. The coding region runs from base 219 to 629 and encodes 136 amino acids. NCBI's taxonomy places the organism in Eukaryota, Metazoa, Chordata, Actinopteri, Perciformes, Bathydraconidae. The record is from RefSeq and is a predicted model, not a curated record.
AUGUUCAAAAGUGUUUUCUCAGCAACAACCCUCUCUUAAAGGAAUACCGACAGUUAAAUCAUUUAAUGUACUUUUUAGAGUGUGUGUGUGAACAGUGGAUCUCCUCCCCGCUGUGACGCAGUGUUCGCAUCACUUCCUCGUUCUGUUAUCAGGUUGUCAGUCUUUCGCCACAAUGUCCUUUAUUAGUGUUUAAAAACUCUCCACAAACUUCCCAAAACAUGGCGUGCGUGGACUCGGAGGUGGACUUAUGGAGUAUUCCUCUGGUCGCCCUGAAUGUAACGGUGAGGAAGAAGCUGGGUCUGUAUCUGAACCCGAAGAACACGGUGGCUGCGGACUGGACCGCUGUUGCGGAGGCCAUGGGCUUCUCUUACCUGGAGAUAAAGAACCAUGAGGCGGCCAGAAGUCCUGCUCAGUCGGUCCUGGAGAACUGGCAGGCCCGGAGCUCAGAGGCCUCCGUGGGGAAGCUGCUGUCCGUCCUGACCAAGGUGGAGAGGAAGGACGUGGUGGAGGACCUGAGACCCCUGAUAGGUGAGGAAAUGUUGCUAAAUGCUUAUGUUGUUGGUGCAAUUAUGAAGCAAUGUCAUGUAAAAGUUAUGCUUGGAUCUGUUUUCAUCGACUCCAGGAAGUGAUUCACAUGCCUGAAAUCCCAUAUUAUAAAAACUAUAGUAUUUACACAUUGUUCUAACAGCCUGCUGUGCUAGAGUCUAGACAUAACAUCAGUUCAGCUGUUCUCAGUGUUUCAGCAAAUGGGUGCUAAUUCUGGAUGACUUUAGAAAGACACUUGAGAAAGUCCUUUGAUUGGCUAAACACAAAAAAAUAGACAGAAAAGACUGCUAAUAGACAACAAAUGUCCACACACAAAGAUAAACAAUCCCCAAAAGAGAUGCAUAACGACUACAGACACACCAAACACCAACAAAAAGAAGCAAACCCUCCACAAAGUGAUUUAAAUGCUACCAAAAAGAAUCUAUUACUUUUAGACAGUCCUAAGUAGUCACAGAUGUGACGUAAUUUACAUCAUUUCCUGUUAUUGACUCCUUAGAGUGUGUUGACUAUAUAAAUAAGAAUAGCUUACUUUCUUUAACUUCCAAAGGCUAUAUCUUAUGCAAACAUAUGUGUCGUGGAGAUUACUAGGUAUUACAAUACCCUAUACAGAGAGAGAUAAAAUGCAUCUGGAAGAGAUACAAACAAGUACAAAAACAAGCAGGAAAACACAGAGACACAACAACAUCACUACGAGACACAAAUGUACAAAAACCACCACAAAGAGAGACAAAACCGCCCCCCUACAAAAUGGUACUAGACCAGAAACAUACAGCAACCACAAAGAACCAAACGUAGCCUAACUGCAAAGAGGCAAAACAUAACUUUGAAGGUCCCAUGUCAUUUCCUCUGAUCAUAACUCCAUUGCUGAGGUCUACUA